CCGCCCCCUUCAAAAAAAGUAAUUAAUUUCGGAAACUUUAAUUAAACAAAUUUUUUUAUCAGUCAAUAGUUGGAAAUUAUAGACGUCACACUACUCUAUCAUAUCGCAUGUUGCGCAUGAAAUCAUUUAUCAUUUUUAUUCGCAAAUUAAACGUUAACAGAUAACUGUCAGUUGGCUUAACUUACGAAGCCAUACAGAAGAGAAAAUUGGAGCUGUAAAGGUGUUUGUGCAAAGUGUGAAAUUAUGCAACGAAUUGCAGUUAUAGGUGGCACCGGCAUGACCGGACAAUGUGUGGUUGAUUAUGCCUUGGAAAAGGGGCUACAAAUUCGUUUACUCUAUCGCACAGAAAAAACUGUGCCAGAACGAUUUAAGAAGUCCGAUAAAAUAGAAAUGGUCCAGGGCAAUGUGGUUAAUUUGGAGGAUUGCGAGAAGGUUGUAGAAGGUGUUGAUGGCGUCUGCAUAAUAUUGGGUACCCGUAAUAAACUUGAAGCAACAUCCGAACUCUCAAGAGGCACAGCGAAUCUUAUCAAGGCUAUGAAGGCAAAAAAUGUUACGAAAUUCUCCGUUGUUAUGUCCUCAUUUCUAUUUCGGCCCCUGGCCGAAGUUCCCGCAAUGUUUCAUCGUUUAAACGAUGAACAUAAACUAAUGCUUGAUUAUACAAAAUCAUCUGACCUGCAGUAUAUCGCUAUACUUCCACCACACAUUGCGGAUGAACCAUCGACCGACUAUAUAGUACAGCAUGAUGAGGCACCUGGUCGAAUGAUUUCCAAAUAUGAUUUGGGAAAAUUCAUAGUGGACUCUUUGGAACAGCCAGAACAUUAUCAAAAAGUGUGUGGUGUAGCUAAAAAGUGCACAGAAGAUUAAACAGAUGGCUAACCAAAAUACAAAUAUCAUUUAAAAAAUUUAAAUUCUUCGAUGGCGCCAUAAUGUUACGGCAUGUAUCUUGUUAUGUUCCAAAACACCAGUCAUUCGCCUGCGUCAUACAUAUGAAAUUAAAAUUGCAUUUUAAGAUAUUCAAAUUUAAUCACGUACCACCAUUAACACCUAAUACAAAAUUCAUUCACUAUCUUAUCGAAAA
Messenger RNA from Stomoxys calcitrans (stable fly), 1078 nucleotides. RefSeq names its product flavin reductase (NADPH). The record is from RefSeq and is a predicted model, not a curated record. Bases 244 to 864 code for a protein of 206 amino acids. The transcript is spliced from 3 exons. NCBI's taxonomy places the organism in Eukaryota, Metazoa, Arthropoda, Insecta, Diptera, Muscidae.